Australozyma saopauloensis is the source of this 867-nucleotide messenger RNA. It is a transcript of the gene PRR2, whose product is annotated as Prr2p. The transcript has a single exon. Bases 1 to 867 code for a protein of 288 amino acids. Gene Ontology annotation, cellular component: nucleus; cytoplasm. The record is from RefSeq and is a predicted model, not a curated record. Gene Ontology annotation, molecular function: ATP binding; protein serine/threonine kinase activity. Gene Ontology annotation, biological process: mitotic DNA damage checkpoint signaling; protein phosphorylation. NCBI's taxonomy places the organism in Eukaryota, Fungi, Ascomycota, Pichiomycetes, Serinales, Metschnikowiaceae.
AUGAAGCUCUUUCAAAAGAAACCGCUUCUCUUGGGCCUGGGCAUCUCGGGUCGGGUCUACUUGUACGAGUCAGAAAACAGCGUAUAUGUCGUAAAAGAGUACCAUAGUAGAGAAAAGUAUGAGUCACGUAGUGAAUACAAAGAGCGGAUUUUGCACGAGUACAGAAUUUUGCGUCAGAUUGAGCAUCCAGGCUUUGUCAAGGCGUUGAAACAUAAGCUGUCUCUUGGAGGGAACACAAUCAAGGUGCAACUAGAGGCAGGCCACAAAGACUUGCGGUAUCUUUUGAAGCAACGCAAAACGCUUCUCGCUGUCGAUGAGGCUUUUUGUUUGUGGAAACAGAUCUGCCUAGGGAUCAGGUAUCUCCACGAAUUAGGCUAUAGUCAUCGAGAUUUGAAGCUAGAAAACGUUGUCUUGAGCCGACGUUCAAAUACGAUCAAAAUCAUUGACUUAGCCACGGCCUCGUCCAUAGAAAAGCCCGCUAUUGGCUUGGUAGGCUCACUUCACUACAUGGCGCCUGAGCAGGUCACCAAACUAUCAUACGAUGGUGCCUGUUCCGAUAUGUGGUCUUUGGGAAUUAUACUAUAUUGUCUAUUGUUGAUGAACUUCCCUUGGAACACUGCUCAGCUAUCUGACACGGUAUAUGCAAAGUAUCUGGGCAUGAACAGGGAUGGACAGAGAGAAACUUUGAAAGACAUGAUGGAGAUACUAGAUUCGCUUGAGGCGCAACUGUUCGUGCAAGAAUUGUUGGCAAUUAAUCCUGAACAGAGACUUACGAUUAGUAAGCUAUCAGAAGAUCCGGCCUUUGUUAGUAUCAGACACUGCAACGAAACAGAAGCGUGCAAUGUAGCGCAUAGCAUUCGUGGUUAA